Molecule: messenger RNA, 2159 nt
Organism: Castor canadensis (American beaver)
Lineage: Eukaryota; Metazoa; Chordata; Mammalia; Rodentia; Castoridae
Source: RefSeq, a predicted model, not a curated record
ACAAAUAUAUUAAUGGAAGUUCAUUUUGGUUAGCCUACCUACCUUAAUACUUAAUAUUUCUUUUAUUAUCCUAACUGGUCUCAUUGUCUAAUUACUGCCAGAAGUUAAAGUGCAUUCUGCUAGCCAGUCAGCACAACAACCCUUGUCAAGAAAGAUGGACCUGUUGCCUGAUACAUCCUCUUUUCCACACAAAGGUCUGAGGAUUCCUGGUUUAGAACACAUGAGCAUGGAAGGACCAAUAGCAAAUCUGUCAGCACUUGGCACAGAAGAGCUGCGGCAACGAGAACACUACCUCAAGCAGAAGAGAGAUAAGUUGAUGUCCAUGAGAAAGGAUUUAAGGACUAAGCAGACCCACAGUAUGGAGCAGCAAGGAGAAUCUACUGGGGAGGUAGAGGAAAUGACAGAGAAACCAGAAAUGACAGCAGAGGAGAAGCAGACAUUACUAAAGAGGCGAUUGCUUGCAGAGAAACUUAAAGAAGAAGUUAUUAAUAAGUAAUAAUUAAAAAGUCAAUAAAACAGAAGUCCACAUUUUCUUAAAAAUAAAUUAUUUAAUCCAUAAACUAUUGGUUUCAAGUAAAUACUUUUUGUAAAUGCAAAUAUAAGCUCAAUAUUAUUUUAAACAUUUGAGGUAAAGGGCAGUAGGGAAGGUAGCUACAUACACCAGUUAGUUUAAUACAAAUUUGUGGAUGCCUUCUCAGAGAGGGUCUGGAAGGAAACUAUUUGGUAGCACAUUCCUUCAUUCUAACUUGAUACUUCCUGUUUAUGCUAGGCAUUACACUGUGCGUUAAGGACGAGGUAGUCACCUAGAUUGACAGGGUCCCUGCUCUCACAUAGCUAGUGUAGAAGGGCCAAAGAGCAGUGUUAGAAAGGAAAAGUGCCACAGAAGGAAAAGUGCUGAUUGGAAGAAGAUGGAAGGAAUAACUUAGGUCCUGCAGCAGAAGUAAAGUACACAUUGAGGGGCUAGAGUGCAUACUGAAUGAGUGGAGAGGGUUAGCCUAUGAAAUUGGAGGUAGGUGGGGAUUCUGAUCACGCAGAGCCUUGUAGGGAUUAUGGGCAAAUGAGAAGUUAUGAUCAAAAUUAUUUUCAAAGAUGUGUGUUUCCAUAUGGAGAUUAGUGGGUGGCCAGAGUAGUCAUGGUUUUCCAGGUGUGAGGGAAUCCAAUCAAAGGAGUAGAUAAUUCUGGUCAGUGCUAAGAUGGAUUUUACACUGACCAUUUACAUUUCAGGCAGGAUAAAAAGGACUUGGAAAAUAGAUGUGGGGAAUGUUCAAAAUACUCAUUUGCUACUGUCUUUAUUCUAUAAAAACUAUUAUGAAAACAAAGAACUGACUGAACAUGCAGAGGGAAAUCCUACUGCUUUUGUAACACCUUGUAUUAGUUUUCUGUAGUUUACUUAUGUAAAGAUAACUAGAAGAGACCAUCCUUCAAAAACUUUGUGAUAUGCCAUGUCUACCCUUUUCUAAUUUAUAGGACACUCCUGAGGUUAAAUUUAUAAUUCCAUUUUAUCUCCUUAAUCUAAAAGUAUAAACCACCAAAAGUAGCUUAAUAAAAUUUGCAAACUGUAGGUACCGUUCCAACCUGCAGAAAGAGUAUUCUGUAUGUUAAGUUUCAUCCUAAAGAGAAACUAGUGAUUGAAACAGAAAUGUUUCACAAACUUUUAAAAAAUAGCUUUUAUAUCAGAUACAUGUUUACAGAUUUUUUAAGAGGACCUAAGGCAUACAAAUGUGGGCUCUGCCUUGCUUCAUUGAGUAUUUUGAACUUUUAUGUAUGAUGUGAAAUGAGGGUCAACGUUCAUCUAUCUUUCUGCAUGUGAAUAUGUUUCCCAGCACUGUUGGACUGUCCUUGGCACCUUUCGAGCAUCAAUUAAGCAUAAGGAUUUAUUUCUGGAUUCUCAACUGUUACACUAUGUCUAUACCUCCUGUACCUCUGCCUUACCACAUUGUCUUGACAGUUGUAGCUUUGUAAUAAAUUUGGUGAUCCUCUCCCUCUGCAAAAAAAAAUCAACAAAACACUCUGACCUAUGUGUGCCACAGCUAGAUGGGUACCAAGUGGCCUACCUUAAUGGGAGCCUGAGAUUAGAGGAUUGAGGUUUGAGGACAGCUCAGGCUAAUAAAUUUGAUAGACCCCCAUCUCCAAAAUAACCAGAGCAAAAAUGGACUGGA